GGAGUGUGGAUAUAAAAGACCUCGGAGGGAUGCCACAUUCACUCAUUCGAUUUAUCCAUCUUUUGGAUGCCCUCCUCCGUCAUGUGGUGUCCAUCUCUUCUUCACGCCUCGCUGCUCCUCUGCCUCGCCAGGGAAACCCUGCAAGGUGGGGUGAAACCUCAGAGCAUGUCUUGGAGGAGGAUCAUGCCAGCCAGAGCAGGUGUCGGCAUCGGAACCAAAGGCGUGAACGGUGCCCACGGAUCAGUGGGAAGAAGAUAUGUCAACAAACCAUUGAAGGCUGGAGUUGGCCACUACGCCGUUCCCAGUCCACUGGGUGUCAUGGGCUACCAACCUCUUGGACAAGGGUUUGUACCUGGACGAUUUCCCGCCUAUGGAAACCCUGGACUCUAUGGUGGCAAUCUUGGCACGGGCUUGCCACUGGGGCACGCACCUGCAAAUGGCCACGGCUUGGGCCACGGAGCCAAACGCGUUUAUGGCGUCAACCCUGUUACGGGAUUUGCCCCUUACGCCGGCAUGGGCUACCCCGCCGUCCGACCAGGUGUUUCUGCGGCGGAAUUGGGACCAUUGGAGGAAGCUGCCCGUAGCCAGGCCGCUCAGGAUCAGAAGAGCGCAAAGACCCGAGCGCUUGGAGGACCAGAAGAAUAUGGAAGGUCCGCCAUGUGGACAGGAAGUCGCAAGAGUUUGGGAUCUGAAGUGAUGUCCACUGGAAGUGGACUCAAAAUCCUUGACCCAAAACCAAAGAUGUCAAGGCCCACCACAGGGGAUUCAAGUCUUGGUCAGGCUGUAGGAGGUGCUCCUGAGCCUUCAGUCCUCAGUCAUGGAGCAAGACAACCACAGUCUGUGGGUAAUGGUGGUGCAGGGAACUAUCUUGGAGGAAACGUGGCCCCAGGGUCUUACGGACCAGCUUUAGGACAGGGAGGAUACCUGGGAGCAGCUGGGAAACUUGGAGCUGCUCUUGGCCAGGGAGGAUACACAAAAGGUGUAUCAACAGGUUAUGCUAACGGUGCCGGACCAUAUGGGGGUGCACUGGCAGGCAACGGCCUAGGUUAUGGAAAUGGUUACGCCAACCCGUACGGAGCUGCUCUGGCCACUGGAAGCUAUGCUGGCCAGCCUCAGGUGCCAUACGGAGGACUCAGUGCAGGAUUGGAUCCAGGUGCUGGCAAGUAUGGUGAGAAUACUCGACUUGUUAUGAUCAUACAAAUGCAUAUAAUCAUGAAAAUACAACCACGAGAGUUUGUUUUCAUCCUCUAGGAGGCGCAGCAUCUCAGGACCCUUAUGGGGGCACUCCGCUUGCUCCUGCCCGACUUGAAGGUGACGGCGGCUCCCUAUACCCCUCCCAGCCCAUCGGCCUCAGUGGCGACGGCAGCAAAAGCGCCAGCAAACACGGUUCCGCAUAUGGAGCUCCACAAGCAGGUUACCUUGCACAGCCACUUGGCCCAAGUCAAGAUGCGUUGGGGGCAAAAGCGUCCAAGUACGGCGUGGGAACCGGACCUCUUGGAGUUGGAUACAGAGGUUGAUUGAAAUGGCCUGCUGGUUUACAGGUGGAUUUUGUUUCUGAUUCACUGAUUUGUUUAUUUUUAUUUUUUUUAAGUCUGUGUGUGUUAUAUUUUCGUAAUCUUUAUACUUAACAGACGUUUAAGCAUUCACUCACUGGUCAAAGUGAAAGUGACGCUUUGAGUGGAUGAUGUACUUAAAAAUAAAUAUGGACAAAACACA
Hippocampus zosterae (dwarf seahorse) is the source of this 1716-nucleotide messenger RNA. Its product is annotated as acanthoscurrin-1. The record is from RefSeq and is a predicted model, not a curated record. The transcript has 22 exons. Bases 67 to 1251 code for a protein of 394 amino acids. Lineage: Eukaryota; Metazoa; Chordata; Actinopteri; Syngnathiformes; Syngnathidae.